Molecule: messenger RNA, 1297 nt
Organism: Gadus chalcogrammus (walleye pollock)
Lineage: Eukaryota; Metazoa; Chordata; Actinopteri; Gadiformes; Gadidae
Gene: ghrhrl
Product: growth hormone releasing hormone receptor, like
Exons: 13
Coding region: 38-1285 (415 amino acids)
Biological process (GO): positive regulation of cell population proliferation; cell surface receptor signaling pathway; adenylate cyclase-activating G protein-coupled receptor signaling pathway
Cellular component (GO): plasma membrane
Molecular function (GO): growth factor binding; G protein-coupled peptide receptor activity; peptide hormone binding
Source: RefSeq, a predicted model, not a curated record
CCUCUGGCUGAGGUUGGUGCGCUCAUAAACUGAUAAGAUGUGUUCCUUUUACAUCGUACGGAUCCUCGCUGCGUUGGCUUUUGCUAGAAAUGGGGAGUCAAGCCUUCAUCCAGAAUGUGAGUACAUUUUUCAGUUGGCGCGGGAGGAGCAUCGAUGUCUUCAGCACAUUGCAGAGCAGGCCAACCACAGUCUACAGGGCUGUCAGCCAUUUUGGGAUGCAGUUCUCUGCUGGCCCAAUGCUGGGGAAGGGGAGACCAUCCACAAGGCCUGUCCGGCGGUCUUCUCCCUGUUCGGGAACAACACAGGGUCUGUGAGCCGGAACUGUACCGAUCAGGGCUGGUCCAUCCCUUUCCCCCAGUACCAUAUCGCCUGCAGCGUGGAUGACGACAUACCAGAGACAGAGCAGGCGUAUUUCACCACGGUGAAGCUCAUCUACACCGUCGGCUAUGGGACAUCUCUUGCAUCUCUUUCAAUUGCAGUCCUAAUCCUGCUCCUCUUCAGGAGGCUGCACUGUGCCAGGAAUUUCAUUCACAUCCAGCUGUUCACUACCUUCAUCCUGAAGGCAGCGGCGGUGUUCAUCAAGGACACCACUCUAUUCUCCAGUGAAGACACUGACCACUGCAACCUCUCCACGUUCUACUGUAAGGCUGCUGUGGUGUUCUGUCACUACUGUGCUAUGACCAACUUCUUCUGGCUGCUGGCGGAGGCUCUUUUCCUCAACUCCCUGCUGCUCUCCUCUUUCUACCACAGUCGUCGCUGUCUCUGGGGCUACGGCCUCCUGGGCUGGGGUGUCCCUGUCCUCUUCAUAAUGCCGUGGAUGGUGUCCAGGGUGUACUUUGAGGAUACAGAAUGCUGGGACAUUAAUGACAACUCUCCCUAUUGGUGGUUCAUCAAAGGUCCAAUUGUGGUCUCCAUUGGGGUCAAUUUCUUGCUCUUCCUGAACAUCAUUAGAAUACUGAUGCAGAAGCUGAACCCACGCCUCAUCCAGUUCAACAACUCAUCCCAGUACAGGCGCUUGACUAAGUCGACCCUGCUGCUGAUACCUCUCUUCGGGUCCCACUACAUGGUCUUUAACUUCCUGCCCGACUACUUCAACGUCAACAUGCGCCUGUGUGUGGAGCUCUGCGUGGGCUCCUUUCAGGGUCUGGUUGUGGCCGUUCUCUAUUGCUUUCUCAACCAGGAGGUCCAGAAGGAGCUGCAGGUGCGAUGGCUGAAGUGGCAGGAGAACACCUAUGGAGUGGUCUCUCCUGGGCCCAAGGGCAGCCAGAUGGACACGCCCUUCUAGUGGUGGAACACC